Molecule: messenger RNA, 1164 nt
Organism: Solanum tuberosum (potato)
Lineage: Eukaryota; Viridiplantae; Streptophyta; Magnoliopsida; Solanales; Solanaceae
Product: 2-alkenal reductase (NADP(+)-dependent)-like
Exons: 4
Coding region: 75-968 (297 amino acids)
Molecular function (GO): 2-alkenal reductase [NAD(P)H] activity
Source: RefSeq, a predicted model, not a curated record
GUGAAAAAAUGAAGAGGAGCCGGAUCCAGAUAUAUUCUUCACCAACUUUUGAUUCACAUAAAUUAAAGUGAGAAAUGGCAGAGGAAGUGAUGAACAACAAACAGAUCAUUCUAAAACAUUAUGUGGAAGGUUAUCCUAAGGAAUCUGAUAUGGAAUUUAAGAAUAACAACAUUAAAUUGAAUGUUCCAGAAGGUUCUAAUGUUGUUGUUUUGAAGAAUCUUUACUUGUCUUGUGACCCUUACAUGCGUUCCCGCAUGAGCAAACUUGAGGGUAGCUAUGUUCAAUCCUUCACUCCUGGUUCUCCUAUCACAGGAUGUGGAGUGGCUAAAGUUUUGAAGUCUGGUGAUUCAAAUUUUCAAGAAGGUGACUUAGUUUGGGGAAUGACUGGAUGGGAGGAGUAUAGUAUUGUAACUGCUACUCAGAGUGCUCAGUUUAAAAUUCAUGACAAGAAUGUACCUCUUUCUUACUAUACAGGAAUCCUUGGAAUGCCUGGGAUGACAGCUUAUGUUGGUUUUUAUGAGAUUUGCUCUCCGAAGAAGGGAGAAACUGUGUUUGUUUCAGCUGCUUCUGGAGCAGUUGUUUCUAUUAGGUACUUUCCUAACGGAAUUGACAUAUACUUUGAGAAUGUCGGAGGGAAGAUGCUUGAUGCAGUUCUUGUGAAUAUGAAACUUCGUGGUCGUAUUGCUGUGUGUGGGAUGAUCUCACAGUACAACCUUGAGAAGACGGAAGGAGUGCACAACUUGUUCUGCCUCAUCACAAAACGAAUCCGGAUGGAAGGAUUUCUUGUUUCUGACCACUAUCAUCUCUACCCCAAGUAUUUGGAAAUGAUCAUUCCACAAAUAAAAGGCGGUAACGUUGUGUAUGUGGAAGACAUAGCUGAAGGUCUCGAAAACGCUCCCAAGGCUCUAGUUGGUCUGUUCUAUGGUCGCAAUGUUGGAAAGCAAGUUGUUAUGGUUUCACGUGAAUGAAUGGAUUCGACUCAUUUCAAUUUCCUUAGCAAGUUCUUACUUGCGGUAAGAGACGUGUUAUGGUUAAAAAAUAAUGAUUGAGAUACAUGAAUAUUUUGCGAUAUUGUAUCUGAAUCAUGAAAACCUGAGGUUUGUAAAGCAAUUAUGAUGAGACCAAUGUUAUAUGAAUGGUUGAACCCAUCGGUCAUCACCUAAA